AUGGUCCCGACUCUGUCACAUUCAGUCCUCCACCACCUGGUGACGUCACAGAAGGACGGGAUCUGACUGUGAACUGUUCUGCUGACUGUAAUCCACCAUGUAACUACUCCUGGACACUGGGAACUCAGCAAAUCUCAUCAAGCUCUCUGUUAACACUGACAUACAUCAACAGGACCCAGGCAGGAGUAUACACGUGUACAGCGAACAAUACUUUUAUACCAAAAUCGAAAAGUAAACACUUCAAUCUGACAGUUUUCUAUCCACCCAGUGAAGCUCCAGUUAUUACAGGAACAGUAUUCCCUGUGUUUGAGGGUGACGUCAUAACACUGCACUGUUCUACAACAGGUGGAAACCCGAAACCAACUCUGACUUGGUCAUGUUCUGGAGGAUCUACUUCUUGUUCUAACACUGACAGUGGAGAAACCAGAACCUGUACAAUAUCAUUUACAGCCAACAGAAGUCAGAAUAACGUAGACUGUGUGUGUACUCCAUCCUGGCAGUAUGGUGGAUACACUGAGAGUAAAUCCAGAAAGAUGAUUAUUUACUAUCCUCCUGGCACACCGAGUUUGUCUCCGAAUUCAUCACAUCCAUGGCUUGAAGACAGAACAGGUUCACUGAUUUGUUCUUUACCAAGUGGACAUCAAGGAAGCUUAGAGGCUACCUUUCACUGGAUUAGAAAUAACAAUGAUAUAGAACACACAGGAUUCAACUACAUGUUCACACCAUCAAAGGAAGACAACGGAGACGAGUACAAGUGUACAGCUGGGAAUCUCUUCACAGACAGAGACGGACAAUCGAGACCUGUGUCUAACACAGUGCAGCUCAAUGUGUACUGUAAGUAUCACUAUUUUAGUCUCUAGUAUAUUAGUAUGUAAUAUGUUAGUAUGUAGUAGUAAUGGAGACGAGUACAAGUGUACAGCUGGGAAUAACUU
This is a messenger RNA of Gigantopelta aegis, 932 nucleotides long. Its product is annotated as V-set and immunoglobulin domain-containing protein 10-like 2. Lineage: Eukaryota; Metazoa; Mollusca; Gastropoda; Neomphalida; Peltospiridae. The transcript is spliced from 3 exons. Gene Ontology annotation, molecular function: cell adhesion molecule binding. The annotation marks the transcript as partial. Gene Ontology annotation, cellular component: cell-cell junction. The record is from RefSeq and is a predicted model, not a curated record. Gene Ontology annotation, biological process: cell-cell adhesion.